This is a messenger RNA of Melanotaenia boesemani (Boeseman's rainbowfish), 2625 nucleotides long. RefSeq names its product isocitrate dehydrogenase [NAD] subunit gamma, mitochondrial-like. Lineage: Eukaryota; Metazoa; Chordata; Actinopteri; Atheriniformes; Melanotaeniidae. Gene Ontology annotation, molecular function: oxidoreductase activity, acting on the CH-OH group of donors, NAD or NADP as acceptor; NAD binding; magnesium ion binding. Gene Ontology annotation, cellular component: mitochondrion. Gene Ontology annotation, biological process: isocitrate metabolic process; tricarboxylic acid cycle. The transcript has 12 exons. The record is from RefSeq and is a predicted model, not a curated record. The coding region runs from base 1177 to 2352 and encodes 391 amino acids.
GCAGUCGUGUCAAAUUGACUUGGUGUUUCACAAGGUUUCAGUUUCACUAUCCCUUCCAAUUAUGUCUUCUUGCAUUCCUUUGUUGAAUCAGCCACAGAGCACGUUCAAAAUGGCCGGUGUAUUUAAAUCUGCUUGUUAGAGUGUGACAUGGUAAAUAAAGUGAAACUCAGUUGCAAAGUCAUGCAGAGUCUUGGAAGAAAAAGUAGUAGAGUGUGGUUUCUCAGCCUAGAGGCGCUGCUGGGCAGUGACGGCUCCACAUAAUAGAUCAGAGCAGGUCAUAAAGUUAUGUAAUGUGUCUUUAACAAGAAGUCUUUCUAUUGGUCUCAAACACCAUCCAGUGUGAAUCAAACUUAACAUAUCUGACAACGUUUGCCUCCUGAACACAUCUGCAUCUCUGUAUGCUUGCAUCAUUAUUGCCCUACCCACUGAAACAUAGUGAGAUGUAAUGAGCUUGUAAUUUUGUAAGGGACUCAUAAUUUGUGGGUGAAAAUGUAAGAGUAUGUACUAGGGACGUAGUCAGUGGACACAGUCGCACCAUCUUCACUGAAACUCAAGGCAGUAAGGUACUUUGGUUUGCUGCCACCUUAAGUCACAUUCUAGAUCCUAAUGCUGGAUAUGUACGGACAAAAAAUCUGAAUGACUAAAAUGGUACUGUUUGAUUAAUUUUUAUCAGGACAUGAUAGGUCAUCUAUUGGAAGUUAGAAAAUCCUACCUACACAAAACGUGUAUUAAUUCAGCUUCUAGAUCUCUGAGAUCAUGUUACUACGACAACCCAUGUCUGACAUCUGCUGCAGGUGGACCUGAGUUUCAUUUUAUAAAAGCUAUCACAGAGGAGGUUUCCUUCCUGGAGUCAGUUACUAUGGUAACUGAGUGUUACCAUGUAAUGAAGUUACUCACACUGUUACCAUGGUUAUAUGAUAAAACGUAUCUAUGUUUCUGGGACAGAAAAUUCAGAAUUUCUCUCAGUAUGGUUAAACAUAACCUGAUUUCUGAAACAGACCCCAGGUGUGGACCAGGUGUGUUUUUAAUUGUCCUGAUGAUGACAGCCUGAUAAUUAAAGAGGGCUUAUAAAGACUAGUGAUCAGAGUCAGGGUUUAACAGUCAGGAAAAUAUGGGGAUUAACGGUGAGCGCGCCGCUCGCCCACGUCUCUCCCAUCUCUCCGCGGGACAGUGAACAUGUCGGGGCGAUCUGUCCGGUCUCUGUCCGCGGUCCUACAACCUUUCAUUAGGAGCUACCAUUAUCCAAAAAUUGACGGAGCAGAAAAAUGUCAUCACAGACACACAUCCACCUACACAAGCAUACCUCCACCUGCACAGUAUGGAGGCCGGCACACGGUGACCCUGAUUCCUGGAGACGGCAUCGGACCGGAGCUUGCUAACCAUGUGCGGGAACUAUUCCGAUUCUGCUGUGUGCCAGUGGACUUUGAAGUGGUCAAUGUUGACUCCACUUUGGCUGCAGAGGAUGACAUCAAUAACGCCAUCAUGGCCAUCAGACGUAAUGGUGUUGCACUGAAAGGAAACAUUGAGACCAACCACAACCUGCCACCAUCGUACAAGUCCAGGAACAACCUGCUGCGGACUAGUCUGGAUCUGUAUGCUAACGUGAUGCACUGCCAGUCUCUGCCCGGCGUGAGGACUCGCCAUAGAGACGUGGACAUCAUGAUAAUCAGGGAGAACACAGAAGGAGAGUACAGCAGUCUGGAGCAUGAGAACGUUCCUGGUGUUGUCGAGAGUCUAAAGAUCAUCACCAGGACUAAAUCCUUACGGAUUGCUGACUAUGCAUUCAGGAUGGCUCGGGACAAAGGACGGAGACGAGUCACAGCUGUUCAUAAAGCUAACAUCAUGAAGUUGGCUGAUGGACUCUUUCUGGAAAGUUGUAAAGAGGUUGCCAGCGGUUACUCAGAAAUCACCUUCGACAGCAUGAUUGUGGACAACACCACCAUGCAGCUGGUUUCCAGGCCCCAACAGUUUGAUGUGAUGGUUAUGCCCAACCUGUAUGGAAACAUUGUAAGCAACGUGUGUGCUGGGCUGGUUGGUGGACCUGGCCUAGUACCUGGGGCCAACUAUGGAGAGGACUACGCUGUGUUUGAGACAGGAACGAGGAAUACUGGGAAGAGCAUAGCUAACCGGAACAUAGCCAAUCCCACCGCCAUGCUGAUGGCGUCCUGUCUGCUGCUGGACCACCUGAAGCUCCACUCCUAUGCAGACAUGAUCCGUCGGGCCAUCCUGUCCGCUCUGGCUGAGACCCGGAUCCACACUGCGGACCUGGGGGGACAAGGGUCCACCACCGAGGUAGUCCAGACCAUCAUGAAUGUUGUUCAGAGUGGAGGACCCCAAACACUCAGCAUCUAGAAACCUGACAGCAGGAGGAGGAUGGAGGUUCUCAUAAAAUCUUCUAUGCAACUUUAGGAUAAAGCUUAUCUCUAUGUUUUCUAAUCAUGGUUGAUUGGGUUAAACUGUUUCCUGGUUGAUGAAGACGAUGAAUGUAUUUAUGAAAUAUUAUCCUCAUGUUUUUAUUAUCCAACAAUCUCUGAUGCUCCGUUAUGUUUUUAGAAAUGAUCAGUAGACAAAAUGGUUUUACGCAUGAUGAUGUAAAUGUAGCAGAAUUAAAACAAAAUCUUGGAA